Pseudozyma hubeiensis SY62 is the source of this 1053-nucleotide messenger RNA. RefSeq names its product potential oxidoreductase. The transcript has a single exon. Gene Ontology annotation, molecular function: oxidoreductase activity, acting on the CH-OH group of donors, NAD or NADP as acceptor. The coding region runs from base 1 to 1053 and encodes 350 amino acids. NCBI's taxonomy places the organism in Eukaryota, Fungi, Basidiomycota, Ustilaginomycetes, Ustilaginales, Ustilaginaceae. The record is from RefSeq and is a predicted model, not a curated record.
AUGUCUGGUCCCUUGGUACUCAUCACGGGCGUCACUGGCUUUCUAGCCGCCCACGUGCUCGAUGCUGUUCUCGCCUCUCCUGCCAACUACAAGGUUCGAGGAACGCUUCGAUCCGUCAACAAGAAGGACGAGAUCCUCUCUCGUCUGAGCGCGCAAGAUCGCGAACGAGUCGAGUUCGUCGAAGUCGCCGACACUGCCACAUCUGACCUCCUACCCGCUGUUCGAGGUGUCGAAAUCAUCCACCACGUCGCUUCCCCCUACCAACUCAACGUGCAGGACGCAGAGCGCGAUCUGCUGAUCCCCGCCGUCGAAGGUACUCUGAAUCUGCUGCGCUUCGCCAAACACGAGAAGAGCGUCAAGAAGAUCGUCAUCACCUCCUCCUUCGCCGCUGUCACCAGCUUCAAAGAGGGCGGACCCAACCGUCCCGGCUUCACGUACACCGCCGAGCACUGGAAUCCGUCCACCUACCAAGAUGCGAUCGAAGCCGGCGGCGCAGGUGCAUUCUCCUACUCUGUCAGCAAGAAGCUCGCAGAGCAAGCAGCUUGGGACUACGUAUCCAACGAGAAACCCCACUUCGAAAUUGCGUCCGUCAAUCCGCCCAUGAUCUACGGCCCCACCUUGCAGCCAGCCGUCCGACUCUCCAACCUCAACACCUCGAGCAAAACCAUCUACAACCUCGUCUCGUCCGCCGACUCGAUGCCAGAGGACCGUCUUCCGCUCUUCUGCCAUGCUCGGGAUGUCGGCGACGCACACGUUGCCGCGACCGAAAAGGAUGGUGGUAUGGGCGAGCGAUACCUGCUGUGCGGAGGAAAGUUCACGUGGGCUCAUGCGGUCAAGUUUAUCAGCGAACAGUACCCCGAGUUGCAAGAUCGUCUGCCGAAGGGCUGGAAGGAGGCGGUCACGAAUCUGCGCGAUCUGGAUACCAUCGCCACUCUGGACACCAAACCUGCUCAGACCAAGCUGGGCCUCAACUUCAAGGAUUGGCAGACCACGCUCAAGCAGUCGCUCGACAGCUUGCUCGAGCUGGAGAAGCGAGCUGACUGGAAGAAGUGA